CCAUUUUUGCAAAGGGAAAAGAGACUGGUGAGAGGGGAUCUAAUUUCUAACAGUCGGCGUAGGUAGGGCACAGUUUUAACGGUUCCGAACUGACUCCAAAUCUAAACAGGGUCCCUAUUUGCCUCCGGAGGCAAGGAAUCUUGACAGGAAAGAGCUCCUCAGAGGACAACUACACGUUCAAACAUUUUAAAGCUUUGAUAGUGAUCCGCAGUGUGUGGACAGAAGUAUUGUUUUGGUUGUGGAGGCUGUGUGGAAAGCGACGGGGGUCUUACCCGGAUCCCCUUAUUCGUUAUUCAAGUUUUCUAGAGUGGACAUAAACGGCCUUGUGGAUGCACUUAGAUGUCUGCAAUGAGUGCUGUGGCUGGCAUGCCUCAGUGUUUUGGACUCCCAUGCUCUGGACUCAGUAGAACAAGAACUGAUCAGCAGAGAACGUCAUGAGCAUAGUCAUCCCAGUAGGGGUGGACACAGCAGACACCUCAUACCUGGACAUGGCUGCAGGCUCAGACAGACCAGAAUCGGUGGAGGCCAGUCCUGUGGUGGUGGAAAAGUCCAGCUACCCACAUCAGAUCUACAGCAGUAGCUCCCACCACUCCCACAGUUACAUUGGCCUGCCUUACGCUGACCAUAACUAUGGGGCACGGCCCCCACCCACGCCACCGGCGUCCCCUCCGCCCUCCAUGCUGAUCCGACCAGGCGAGGGAGGGCUGUUUGUUCCAGGGGGGCAGGACGAGGCGUCCAGGGGCACCACACUCAGCACCUCAGAGGACGGCAGCUACGGGGCCGACAUCACCCGCUGCAUCUGUGGCUUCACCCACGAUGACGGCUACAUGAUCUGCUGCGACAAGUGCAGUGCUUGGCAGCAUAUAGACUGCAUGGGUAUCGACAGGCAGAACAUUCCUGAGACCUACCUGUGUGAGCGCUGCCAACCACGGCACCUGGACAGAGAGAGGGCCAUCUUGCUGCAGACUAGAAAGAGAGAAUGUUUGUCUGACGGGGACACCAGUGCCACAGAGAGUGGAGAUGAGGUGCCGCUAGAGCUCUACUCUGCCUUCCAACACACGCCCACCACUAUCACCCUGACUACUGGGCGCCUUGGCAAUAAGCAGGCUGACAAAAAACGCAAGAGGAGUGGUGAAAAAGAGCCUCCAGCAGCCUCCGCCCGAGCUAAGAAGGCCUUCCGAGAGGGUUCCAGAAAAUCCUCCAGAGUAAAGGGUGCAGCUCCAGAGCAGGAGCCGACAGAGCACCCAUCUCUGUGGGAGAACAAGAUCAAGACGUGGAUGGAGCGCUAUGAGGAGGCCAGUAGCAAUCAGUACAGUGAGGACGUCCAGGUGCUGCUGCGUGUCAAAGAGCAAGGUGACGGAAAGAGUCUGGCUUACAACACGCAUCCAGCAUCCUUCAAGCCACCUGUGGAGAGUCAGGUCCAGAAAAAUAAGAAGAUCCUGAAGGCAGUGAGAGACCUGGCUCCCGACUCCCUCAUUAUAGAGUACAGGGGCAAGUUCAUGCUCCGGCAGCAGUUUGAGGCCAACGGAUACUUCUUCAAGAGACCGUACCCAUUUGUAUUGUUUUACUCUAAGUUUGAUGGGCUGGAGAUGUGUGUGGAUGCUCGCAGUUUUGGCAAUGAGGCACGCUUCAUCCGACGUUCCUGCACCCCCAACUCUGAAGUGCGGCAUGUCAUUGAGGAUGGUAUGCUGCAUUUGUACAUUUACUCAUUGAGGCCUAUCACCAAGGGCACAGAGAUCACCAUUGGCUUUGAUUUUGACUAUGGCAGCUGUAAAUACAAGGUAGACUGUGCCUGUGUGAAGGGGAACCAGGAGUGCCCAGUCCUGAAGCACAACCUGGAGCCCAUAGAAAACCUUGGUUCAGGAAGUCGGCGCAGAGGGAGCCGCAAGGACAAGGAGACCGCUCGGGAUGACCAGGGCCAGAACCAGAAUUUGGGCUUGGAUGGCGAGGGGAAGGGCAAGAGCAUAGGCGACAGCAAGCAGAGGAAACUCUCACCGCUCCGCCUCUCCAUUUCAAACAACCAGGAUCCUGAGUUAUAUGAGGAUCUAGAAGACAAAACCUCCGUUAGCAAUGAAGUAGAGAUGGAGUCAGAGGAGCAGAUUGCAGAGAGGAGGAGGAAGAUGGCCAACCCAGUGGAGCAGUCCCAUCUGCCUGUCGGGGGGGCCUCCAGCUGGAAGGGACUGAGACACAAGGAGACACGAGAGGAGCGAAAGAUGGAGGCCAUUCUGCAAGCCUUUGCCCGGAUGGAGAAGAGGGAGAAACGCAGGGAGCAGGCCCUGGAGAGAAUUGGUAGCAACAAGACAGAGGUUGGGGGCCGCAGUGACAUUAAGGAGGAACCUCCAGCCACACCAGAAACGGCAGAUUCCCCAGCUGUUGUGCAGCCACUGUUGGAGGUGAAAGAGGAGCCAGGACUGAAACCAGCAAAGGUCAAAGGCUCACGGAAUAGGAAAAGCUUUUCCAGGAACCGCACGCACAUAGGCCAGCAGCGUCGGCGAGCUCGCACCAUCAGUGCUUGUUCUGACUUGCCCCCUGGCUCUCCAGCAGAGUGCAUAGAACCUCUGGCCACUGAAGCCCCCGAAGGAGAGCCGCCCAGUGCUCCCGAACCUGAGGCCAUUACCUCCCAAGCCCCAGACACCAGCCCUCCACAGAGUAGCUCACCUGCACCUGACCGAAACCGCUCCGGGCACAAGAACUUCAAAACUAAGAAGCAGCACUUUGUCAGUGAGUGGGUGGGGGACAAGCAGCAGGAACGAGGGGCAGUGCGAACCCCAGAGCCAGCACCAGAGAGGCCGUUGAGAAUCAGCAGUGACCCCGAAGUCCUUGCCACCCAACUUAACGCCCUACCAGGCAUGGCCUGCUCGCCACAGGUCUACAGCACGCCCAAACACUAUGUUCGCUUCUCCUCCCCUUUCCUGGCAAACCGUAGCCCCACCACCCCUGGGGUCCCCACUGGGCGACGGCGCUCCAGAGAGCUGCCAGAGACGCCGCCUACCACUGGCUCCUGUAAAAAGCGAUGGUUGAAGCAGGCUCUGGAGGAGGAGGGCUCUACCAGCCCUGCCAGACGGCCCAGCCUCCUCAUGCCUUGUGAGGGCCCUCUAAGCCCCUCCAUCAACGGAGACUCUGACAGCCCUCUACCCUACAAUGGAAAUUGUUCGCUACCAGAAUUGCCCACGCCUCUGAAAAAGCGGCGGUUGAGCCCUUUAGAUGCCUGUAUGUCUGAGAGUUCAACACCCUACGGCUCCCCUUGUGCCACGCCAACCAGGGCGGACCAAUCAGAAACACCCGCAACACCCUUGUUGCUGGCCACCCCACCACGUCCCCGCACUGAAGAGCCCAGUAUGGAGCCCUUACCCAGUACCCCAACACAGACACUUAGUGCCCCACAGGAGAGUGAAUCCUCAGUAGACAGUUCUCCAGAAGGCGGUUGCAGACCCAUUACCCAAGAGGCUGAUCGUCCCCCUUCGCUGCUCUCCUCCCCCUGUGUCAGGGCUGCUAGUUCAGACGCGCUCCCAACAGAGGGCAAGAUGUCAGGCCCUGUGAGCCCCCAGCCUCCUGCAGCUGAGUCUGUUGACUGUGGUGGAGAAGACAGGGCUGACAGCGGAGUCGUGGAAGGCUGUAGUGAGGCUUCCUCUGCCUCCGAAUCAGCCUCUUCCUCCUACCCUGGCUGGAUAAAAAGCCCAGAGAGAGGUCCUGUUGGACCAGCUGGCCUGAACUUUUCUCCAGUGAACUCCAACUUGAAGGAUCUCACCCCCUCACACACUCUAGAGCCCCUGGCAGCUCCCUUCAGGCCUGAGGCUCCAGCUGGGGUGGCAGGGAGUAGCACAGCAGGAACAGGGACAGCGGUUGGGUCUUCAGCCCCCUUCAGUGAAGGCCAGGGUCAGCUCUUCUACCCCUGCCCUGAGGAAGGGAGUUCCCUGGGCUUCUCUCGCUCAUUGAGUGGGGACAACGCUGUAGAGGGAGGGGGGUCAGCGCAGAACCCCCCACAGAAGAAAAAGGUGUCCCUGUUAGAGUACAGGAAACGUCAGCGUGAGGCUCGUCGCAGCGGCUCCAAGACAGAGUGCAGCUCUCCAGUUUCCACCGUGCCGCCUUUGACCGUGGAAGCCUUCCCUGUUGCCAUAGACACCACCAGUGAACCUCCCCUACCACCUGCUCCCACAGCUCCCAGCAAUACCAACACCAUCAUCACCACCACUGUAAAGGAGCCCCAGACCAGUGAGGAAGCAGACACCCCUGGAGAGAAAGGAGAGAAGGAGGGGGGAGAAGGACAGUGGACGUCAUCCACCUCCGUGGAACAAGCCAGAGAACGCAGCUAUCACAGAGCUCUGCUGCUCAGCAAGGAUAAAGAACCAGAUGGAGAGACAGAGGGUGGUGACACACCAGCAGUGAGAGAUUGUCCAUCUCCAAGUCUUCAGAAGACCCCAACGCAUGCACCCUGCUCACCUGGUCCCGCUGGCACCGCUCAGCCGCCCAGUCGGCCAGCCAAGGAGGAAGAAAGUGACGCUCAGCCUCGGACACCCAAUCCCACCACCCAGCCGCCAAGCAAGACCACAGGCCCCAAGCCAGCCCCUCUGACCCCGACUAAGCUGCAUACCUCCCCUCUCCCCUCCUCCCCGGUCCACUAUCCAGGUCCCUCACUCCUCCACUCGCCCAAGCCCCAGCCUCAGGGCUCGCCCUUCCGCAGCCAGAGGACACUAUUCUCUGCCCAGCCUCAAACCCAGCCGCAGCCCCAGGCUCAGACUGGCCCGGCCCCUUUCCCCCAGUACAACAGCCAGAGUGCUCCCCCGCCGCCUCCCCCUCCUCCACCAGCACCCACAGCCUCGGCAGCCUACUACCCCAGCCAGAGCGCCUCACCUGCCGGGCCCUUUCCUGCGUUCAAGCCAGCCGUCACGUCCCCCUAUCCUCCUGGUUCUCAGCCCUUGAUGCAGACUCUUCCCCACAGUGUGCACUACCAGAGCUCAGCUGCCCCGCCUCCUCCCCCACCUCCACCCCCACACCCAAUCCCUGGCCCCACCCUGCUACACGUCAACCUGCAGCCUUCUCCCAUCCAGCAGCACCAGCUCAUGCUGACAGCUGCACCUCCUCCACCUCCUCCCCCGCAGGGCCAAACCCCCCAGCAGCAGCAGCAGCCUCCUGCUGGCAGCACCCUCCUGUCACUCACCCCUCCGCCUCCUCCUCCGCCACCUCCCCCUGCCCCCUCGACCAGCGCCCCCAUGCAGCCCCACCACUUUCAGAACUUAGGUGGUUUUCAACCGGCCUUGCUGCACCCUGGUGCGGCCGCGAACCCUUCAGUGCCCCCAUCCACCUACCCUCCACCCCACCAGCAGACCGGACUGCCUCCCCCUCCCCCUCCGCCUCCCCAACAGACUCAGCCAGGCCAGGCCCAGGCCCAGCCCUCAGCCUCCCAGAUGCCUAGUGGGACUCGUGGAGCCCCUGCGUCCUCGACCCCCUUCCACAGUUCGGGGUACCUGGGCACAGGAUGGCACUGACCGCCCUCCCUGGUGGCGCUCCUGGCUGCCUCUACAAACUCAGUGUGAGAGGGGCGUGUAACAUAAGCUGUAGAUAUGUUUUCUAUGUACCUGAACACAUGGCCAAUGGAAAAACAGCUGAACGUGGGAUGAAAGGGUACUUUUUAAAAAAGGACCGCAAACUAAUCUUCAAAACAGACUUUGUAUCAAAAUGAAGAUGGACGAUCCCCCGGUGCUCAUAACCCUCUCUCUGGCCUCCUUUUGUUUUUAUAUAUCCUUCCUGUGAUGGAGAGGAAAGCUCUCUGUCCUGUGUCUUGUUUGGACUCCUGUUGUAAGGCCCGGCACUUUGUUUAUCUAUGGACAUUCCAGCCUAUAUCCCCUCCUCUUCCUCCUUUGUCAGUUACUCCUUUCACUUCCUCUUCUUCUCUUGUCUGUUGUCUGCUCUCUACACCAUUUAUUUGUUUAAUCUAGUGGCUCAUUAUAGCGAAGAGAAAGCUUUUUGUAUAGAGAAAAAAAACACAGAAUUAUUUUUUUUAUUCUUCUGUCUAACAACAAAUAUCUGUGCACCGCUGCAGAGAUACAGAAAAGACCCUUCUGGGAGCCUGCUUCACUGCCCCAGGAGGCUGCACACUCUGUGUGUGUCUGUGUGUGUGUGUGUGCGCGCGUGUGUGUGUGAGUGUGAGAGAGAGUGUGUGAUAGAGCGUGAAGGAGUAUGCCUGCUUGUCUAGUGUGAAAGUCACAGGUGAAAAGUGUGAGAGAAAGUGUCGCAGUGCAAUGAGUGCUCGUAGUCUUCUGAGGUAGCUAAAGUGGCCUCGCCCAUAGGUAGGACGUUAGCGGUUUAUUUUUGAAUAUCAAUGGUUAUUUGUAGAAAGUGUAAUUUAAUGUAUAGGUGGUUACUCCAGCUUUCACCAGGAACAGGUUGUAAAUAUUUGCUUCUUUUCUUUUCUAUGCUUGUACAAUUCGCUCCCAUCCCAUUUUGGAAUAUGGUUGUAAAUAUGAACGCUCUCUUGGCAAAGCUGAAUGUUUCUGUGACAGUAGCAUUAUUUUUAUUUUAUUUUUUUCCUCUCUGGACUCUAAAACUUUGUCUUUUUUAUUAUUUGUGUGUGUGAGUGUAUGUUUGUGUGGAGGGGAGAAACUCACAGACACUGCACUGGUUGGCUAUUUUCAUGGUUCAUUAUAAUAAAUCACUGUAAUGACAGUUUUAUACCA
Messenger RNA from Myripristis murdjan (pinecone soldierfish), 6674 nucleotides. It is a transcript of the gene kmt2e, whose product is annotated as lysine (K)-specific methyltransferase 2E. The transcript is spliced from 25 exons. Gene Ontology annotation, cellular component: Set3 complex; Rpd3L-Expanded complex. Lineage: Eukaryota; Metazoa; Chordata; Actinopteri; Holocentriformes; Holocentridae. The coding region runs from base 435 to 5486 and encodes 1683 amino acids. Gene Ontology annotation, biological process: regulation of DNA-templated transcription. The record is from RefSeq and is a predicted model, not a curated record.